GCUACUUAUCUCUGCGAUUGAUCUCUCUCUCUUGAAAAUCCAAUCCUCAUUUAUGUCCCAAAUCAGAAUCUGGGCGCUCACCCCUGUCGACGCCGAGAUGCAACAGUCAUCGGACAUCGCCGAUUCCGGAAUCACCAUCCACGCAAGUGGUUAGGGUCCAGGAUUAUGAUUGUGUCCACACUGUUUUUACUCUACCGUUGGGGAAUUGCAUUCUUGAUUUUGACCUUGGCUACCUUCUGGGCAUACGUGAUCAAAGUGGUGGAUUUGAAGUUGAUAAUGGGCAUACUGGAAAAGAAGAAAAUUUCUGCAAGGUUUAUGCAACGGGUCUGAUAUUAUGCUCUGUGCUUUUAUUUUUUGGUUGAACAAAAACCCUAACACUAAACCCACCGUUUUCCCUGUGCGAGUUCCAUCGUCAGCUUUGCUUCUAACGCCAGAUUGCAAAGGAAGCUCUAUCCUCAGCAAACCUGAUAGAGUGGGAGCUUGUGCGUCGGGCAUAGUAUUUGGAAGCCAAGAUGCAGGCUUGUGGUGGAGCUGCAGUGAUGGGUUCUCUUCAACAGCCCACUUGGACCAAAGGAACAACUUUUCCAAACAAGAGGCUUAGCUUUGGUGGAUAUUCACAUCAAUUAAAACUCAAUUACGUGAAGACCCGUAGAUCUUAUUCUUACAUUGAAGGAAGCUUGGUUGCUGGAAGGCCAUCCUCUUCUGUCUCUGUGCCUUUGCCAGAAAUUGGAGGCGAUGGAAGCAGUUUUAUAGACAAUGGGUUAAGUGUGGCUGACCCUGAGUUGUGUGGUAUUAUUGGAAAGGAGAAGGAGCGACAGUUCAAGAGCCUUGAGCUUAUUGCCUCAGAAAAUUUUACAUAUCGGGCAGUGAUGGAGGCAGUUGGCUCAUGUCUCACGAACAAGUAUUCGGAAGGAUUACCAGGUAAAAGUGCUCAUUCCAAAGGACUUGGAGCCAUUGAUGUGUUAGUGAGCUUUCCAAUAAUUGGGGAGUUUUGUGUGGGUGGGCUACCAAUCCAGCAGCAGUGAGACCAUGAGUAUUGUUUGGUUCAGCAUCUCUGUAAUUGCAUGCUCUGAUGGUGGCCUUGUUCAAGCCAACCAGUUGAUAUAUUGUUACAACAAUAUGAGUUCAAUGGCACACAUCUGUCACUGAAAUGGAGUUCAAUGGACCCCAAUUUUAGAGUUUUCACAUGUCUAAAUUGAAGUGUUUUUGUAAGUGAAAGCUCAUCAUGAAAAAGGUAUUGAGUUAUGUAAGUUAUUGUAUACUCAUGUUUUCAUACUCUCUCUCUCUCUCCCUAAACCCAGCUUUUGGAUGCACAGUUAUGUUUCUAAUUGAAGCUUAAUAUGCUUGGGUUGCCAUUACCAUUUCAAA
Messenger RNA from Prunus avium (sweet cherry), 1368 nucleotides. Lineage: Eukaryota; Viridiplantae; Streptophyta; Magnoliopsida; Rosales; Rosaceae. The record is from RefSeq and is a predicted model, not a curated record.